Molecule: messenger RNA, 1348 nt
Organism: Pipistrellus kuhlii (Kuhl's pipistrelle)
Lineage: Eukaryota; Metazoa; Chordata; Mammalia; Chiroptera; Vespertilionidae
Gene: CTSH
Product: cathepsin H
Exons: 12
Coding region: 62-1069 (335 amino acids)
Biological process (GO): immune response
Cellular component (GO): lysosome
Molecular function (GO): cysteine-type endopeptidase activity
Source: RefSeq, a predicted model, not a curated record
CGCACUCGGCCCUUGGGGACCCGGGCGCGCGCAGGGCAGAGCCGGAGCCGCCGCCGCCGCGAUGAGGUCCGCGCUGCCGCUGCUCCUCGCCGGCGCCUGGCUGCUGGGCGCCCUGAGCGCCGGCGCCGCCGGCCUGUACUUGGGCUUCUCAGAGAUGGUUCGCUUCAAGUCCUGGAUGCUGCAGCACCGGAAGGCCUACAGCACGACGGAGUACCAGCACCGGCUGCAGACCUUCGCCAACAACCGCAGGAGGAUCACCGCCCACAACGCCAAGAACCACACGUUCCAAAUGGGAAUAAACCCGUUUUCCGACAUGACCUUCGCGGAGUUCAAGCACAAGUACCUGUGGUCGGAGCCUCAGAACUGCUCGGCCACUAAAAGCAACUACCUGCGCGGCCGGGGCCCCUACCCCAGCUCGGUGGACUGGAGGAAGAAAGGACCCUUCGUCUCCAAAGUGAAAAACCAGGGCGGCUGCGGCAGCUGCUGGACCUUCUCCACCACCGGGGCCCUGGAGUCCGCCAUCGCCAUCAAGACCGGCAAGAUGCUCUCGCUGUCGGAGCAGCAGCUGGUGGACUGCGCCCAGAACUUCAACAACCACGGCUGCAAGGGGGGCCUCCCCAGCCAGGCCUUCGAGUACAUUCGCUACAACAAGGGCAUCAUGGGCGAGGACACUUACCCCUACACCGGCCAGGACGGCAAGUGCAAGUUCCAGCCGGAGAAGGCCGUCGCCUUCGUCAAGGACGUGGCCAACAUCACCCUGAACGACGAGGAGGCCAUGGUGGAGGCGGUGGCGCUGUACAACCCCGUGAGCUUCGCCUUCGAGGUGACCAGCGACUUCAUGAUGUACCGGAAGGGCAUCUACUCCAGCACUUCCUGCCAUAAAACCCCAGACAAGGUCAACCACGCGGUGCUGGCUGUGGGGUACGGAGAAGAAAACGGGAAGCCCUACUGGAUCGUCAAGAACUCCUGGGGCCCCCAGUGGGGGAUGAACGGGUACUUCCUCAUCGAGCGCGGGAAGAACAUGUGCGGGCUGGCGGCCUGCGCCUCCUACCCCAUCCCACAGCUGUGAGCCCACGGAGAUCCCAGGAUGCCCCGCUCCAGCCGGGAGACCGUGGGGGCCCCCAGCCCUCGCUCUGCAUCCUCGCCCCGACUGAGGAGGAGGAGGAAGAGGAGGCGUUCCAGCCACCGGCCCGCCUGCCUCCCCACAGCGGACACCAGCCGUGCCUUACUUAGCCCGGACCUAACGGGCUCCAGGAUAUUCUCUCCCCCAGAGGCCUCGUGCACCCAGUAGGGUGUGCGGGGCCUCUGUGUGUUCUUCCCCCAAUAAACGCUCAGCGAGAUCCUCCGG